This is a messenger RNA of Blepharisma stoltei, 585 nucleotides long. The record is from the annotation of a GenBank genome assembly. NCBI's taxonomy places the organism in Eukaryota, Ciliophora, Heterotrichea, Heterotrichida, Blepharismidae.
AUGAAAACAAGGCAAAAUUCCCUUCAUCCGACUUAUAUAUCAACCAGGAAAUUUGAAAUAAAAGCAAGUCAAACUGAAAUUGUAGGAGAUCUCCAGCAGAUGAUCGGCUCAAUCCCUGACAUUUCUUUACCGAAGAAGAACAAAUCCCAGCCAUUUUCGCCAGCCGAUUUUCCCAAGCGUCAAAAACUAAAGCGAGCCACAAAGGCACCGUCACCCCCUCCUGCAGUCCCUGAGGACGCAAUUGGAAUUUUGGGCUUUGCUUCCUUUCUGGUUGAAGCUGAGGCUCAAUCUCAAAUUCCAGCUCCAGUGAAACAGCCCAAGAAAACACAGAAACCAGCCACAAAGCAAGUAAAAAAACAAGCUGUUUCAGAGAAGCCUCAAGUAAAAGCACAGGUUUCCUAUAUUCCCAGAAAUUUUGGGAUGUAUAUGAAUUACGUACCUAGAAUUAUUUUCCCUCAAGCAUUCAAACAGGUGUCGCUAGCCUCUGGAAAUCUUCCAAGAGCCGCGAAUCACUUAAAAAUCGCAUUUUAUAUCAACAAACUCGCAAAAGUCGAAAAAUCACGGCCAGUGCCAGCCGAGUGUUAA